This is a messenger RNA of Bufo bufo (common toad), 13210 nucleotides long. RefSeq names its product dynein axonemal heavy chain 1 (gene DNAH1). The transcript has 78 exons. Gene Ontology annotation, molecular function: ATP binding; dynein intermediate chain binding; minus-end-directed microtubule motor activity. The record is from RefSeq and is a predicted model, not a curated record. Gene Ontology annotation, cellular component: dynein complex. NCBI's taxonomy places the organism in Eukaryota, Metazoa, Chordata, Amphibia, Anura, Bufonidae. The coding region runs from base 597 to 13196 and encodes 4199 amino acids. Gene Ontology annotation, biological process: microtubule-based movement.
CCAUCUGCAGGUAAAAGAGCCAAAGUCUAUAGUCGUAAUCACAGGGUGAAAUGCUCUGCGGCCGCAGGGAAGGGGGUAAUAUUAAUCUGCUGGUAUCCCUUUACCAGCAGAUUAUUCCCCCCAUCCCUGCAGCCGCAGAGCAUUUCACUCUGUGAUGAAAGGUGGAAUAUCCUGCAGAUGUGGAGAUCUGCUGACAGAGAAGUCAAGGGGAAAUAGUCUGCAGCUGUGAGAAAGGCAUGAUCAGCAACUACAGCGAGAAGAGAAACUAAUCUGCAGCUGAAGAGGGUGAAAUAGUCUGCAGAUGUAUGAGUGACAUGAAGGAGAGGGAGUAAUCAACUGCAGCUAGAGGGACAGAAUGUAAGGGUCUGCAGCUGUACAGGGAGGAAUAAUCUGCAGGGACAGGGUGAAAGGGUCUGCAGCUGUACAGAGAGGAAUAAUCUGCAGCUAUAGACACAGGGUCAAAGGGUCUGCAGCUGUACAGGGAGGAAUAAUCUGCAGCUCUAGGCAGAGGAUGAAAGGUCUGCAGCUGUACAGGGAGGAGGAAUGCUCUGCAUCUCUGGGGUUGUUGGACAUUUGUCUGUCUUCUCUACAGAGCGAUGAUGGAACAGAUAAAGGCAGACAACUCCCAUCCUCCGAGGAGGAGUCCACACCACGUCCACUCACCGCGCCGCCACUCUCUAGCACCGGCGUCUACCGCAGGGAACAGCGUAAUCCCACCGCGAAAAUACCCGGUCAUCAGACAGCGAGGCUUCUACUCCGAUAUCCUGAGCGACGGCGCCGCCCCUCUGGUCAGGGAUGUCAACUCCGGGCCGUGUGUGCAGCAGAAUCUCCUCCGACAAGCGGAUCAGAAGCGCCAUACUCCGACAGUCAGCAGCUUUGUGGCCCCGUCUGAUCUUCAGUCGAUCCUGGACAGGCAGGUCUGUGGCCCCACAACCGAGGUGCUGGUGAAAUCCGACUUCUCCAAGAGGGGCCACGAGCCGAAAGUCCAGCUGCCCUUCACCAUGCCACCUGGGCAGUGCCCCCGGAAUAUCGAGCUGGAGAGGAGGAGACGUGAAUUCCUCAACCUGAACAUAUCUCAGCUGCUCGCCAGUGAAGGGAUAGACUCCAAUCUGCUGGUGCCCCGGAGCGGUGACCCCAGCGACCUUCCCUGCACCCCGAAUAGCAGCGGACAGCUUCUCCCUCCAUAUCUACCUCUGGAGGUUUUUGAUAAUGAAGAAUUUGAUGUUCGGACCUCGACUGAUUGGCUGAGUCUAGGAUAUGACGAGGGGUCGAGUGUGAGAAAACCUGUGCCAGGGCAAGCACUUCUCCCAGUAGACGACGUCCUAGGACACGAAGAUCCAAAGGACCCGCAGUUGGAGUAUAAAUGGUGUAACGUCGGCGUCCUGGAACACGAUGAGCAGAAGAAGCUUUACUUAGUCCAGAAGUCCACAGGCACCCGGCUCCUGACCGCGGGAGACUGCAGAGCGCCACACACAGGGGCGUCCUCGCCGGCCUCCGUCCAGUACUGGGUUCCCCGGAUCAGGCUGCUGUUUUGCGCUGAGAAUCCACGUGUUUUUGUGCGGAGGAUUGUUGCGGCCGACCGGCUGCGGAAGAAGACGGAGGCUCUGCUCCUGUACAACCUGUAUGUGGACUGUAUGCCGGCAGCAGGGAGCCGCCAGAUCACAGCGGAGUGCCUCAGCAGGAUGAAGCAGCGGCUGCUGAGCACAGCGCGCCUGAGGAAGGGCGACCACAUGCAUCACCAGCUGGAACAUCUGGAGAUGGAGAUCGGCCUGGACUAUGAGCGCACCAUGAACCAGCUCGUGUUCGACCGACUCGUCUCCUCCAAGCCCCAGGCGUUUCCGUAUGUUACCCUCCCAGACAGAGCCGAGGACGGGGCCCUGAGCAAAGGAUUCAUUGAUGUUCCCAAUUAUUCAUUUGCCAAGAAGCGGGCUUCGUUCACGUUCACCACCCUGCUGACCCGGUCAGAGGUCAUCACCUCCCUCUGCAAAGUGCGAGCUGAAUGCAGCAAGGCGUCCGUCAUGUCUCUCUUUCAUCCCACCCUGGCCAAGUGCGUCCGGCUGGAGGAGUUUGAGCAGACGCAGUCCCAGGCCUUCUCUCAGGUCCAGUUGUUCCUGAAGGACAGCUGGGUGAGCACCCUGAAGAACGCCGUUCGCAGCAGCCUGAGGGACGUGGGGAAAGGUUGGUACGACCUCAGCGAGUGUAACUGGGAGGUAUACCGCAUGUCCAAGCUCCGGCAGCUGAUGGAACUCAUCAAGUUCAACCUGCAGGACUCUCUGCGCUUCCUGGUACAAGAUUCCAUCGUCAGCUUCACCCAGUUCAUAUUAGAUGCGUGUUACAGCGUCUUAUCGUGUCCUGAGGAGCUGGACUGGGGCGGGGACCUCAUCAACAGCCCAUACAAACCUCGGAGAAAUCCGAUAUUCCUGCUGGACCUGGUGCUGGACGGCUCCGGGGCCCACUUCAGCACUCCGCUGGAGAACUUUGAGAGCUCGCUGGUGACUUUGUUUGAUAAAGGGAUCCUGGCAACUCACAGCGUCCCCCAACUGGAGAAGUUUGUGCUGGAGGACCUCUUCAUUAGUGGCACUCCGCUGCUGGAGUCUGUCGGUCUGCAUGAACCCGCGGUGGAGGAGCUGCGUAAUAACAUCCGCACGGCCAUAUGUAAAGCUUUGAUACCACUGAAAGCCUACGCAAAACAGUACGAGAAGUACCUGGACCUCAACAACACGGACGUGGAGACUUACAUGGAAGCCUUCCGAGCAAAGAACCCCACAGCGCCAGAGGUGAGACGAGCCGCCGAGGAGCAUCUGCUAGAGAAGGAACGCCUGGACAACGCUCUUCCCAACUCGAUCAUAGUCGGCCCCUUCCAGAUCAACAUAGAAGGGGUGAAGCAGAAUCUGUCCCGGAAAAGAAAGGCCCUGUCCAACGCCCUGCUGGAGCUAUUCGCCAAGAACGUGCACAAGGAGGUGGAGGAGAUUUCAGAGCAGUUCCGAACCAUCAGUCGCAAACUGUACGACAAGCCAAAUAGUGUUGAGGAGUUGACUGAUCUGCGGGAGUGGAUGAAGGGGGUACCCGAGCAGAUUAAAUCUCUGGAGGAGCAAAUAGUCAAAGUGCUGGGGGAUUACGAGGUGAUAGAUGCGUUCUUCUACAGCUUGUCCCAGGAGGACUUCAGUGCCAAGUGGUUCGUCAUUGCCUGGCCCCAUAAGGUAUCGACAACUAUGGAAACCUUGCGGGAGCAACACCUGGAAGAUGAGGAGAGAUUCCGUAAAAUCCAGGUUAUGGACCAGAACAAUUUCUUGGAGAGACUGGACACCUUGCAGAUGGUUGUUGCCGGAUUCUCCACCUACGUUGAUAUAAACCGCGCUCAUGAGACCGCCAAUGAGGUCCGACGGGUUCACAAGCAGCUUAUAGAGUCUCAGCAGCUGGCUCAGCUCUACAACAACAGGGAGAGGCUCUUUGGCCUCCCAGUCACCAAUUAUGACAAGCUGGUAAGACUGGUUAAAGAAUUCCAGCCCUUCCGAGACCUGUGGACCACUGUCUCCGACUGGAUGCGCUGGUACGAGAGCUGGAUGAACGACCCUCUUUCCACCAUCGAUGCGGAGCAGUUGGAAAAGAAUGUAAUGGAGUCUUAUAAAAACAUGCACAAGUGUGUAAAAUAUUUCCGAGACAUUCCAGCCUGCCAGGAGGUGGCCCAGGACAUCAAAGGACGAAUUGAAAAGUUUAAGCCCUAUAUCCCAUUAAUACAAGGUCUGCGAAACCCCGGGAUGAGGAACCGGCACUGGGAGAUUUUAUCGGAACAGAUAAAGAUAAACGUCAAACCCAAGUCCAACCUCAACUUCACUCGCUGCCUGGAGAUGAAGCUCCAAGACCACAUCGAAAGCAUCGCCAAGGUGGCCGAGAUCGCAGGGAAGGAAUUCUCCAUUGAGCAGGCUCUGGACAAGAUGGAGGGAGAGUGGUCUUCAGUACUGUUCAAUGUCCUGCCCUAUAAAGAGACAGGGACGUUUAUCCUGAAGAGCCCAGAAGAAGCCUCUCAGUUGUUAGAUGACCACAUUGUCAUGACCCAAAGCAUGUCCUUCUCUCCCUACAAGAAGCCUUUCGAAGAUCGGAUCAGCACCUGGGAGAGCAAACUCCGACUGACGCAGGAUGUGUUGGAGGAAUGGCUGACCUGCCAGCGCUCCUGGCUCUACUUGGAACCCAUCUUCAGUUCAGAUGACAUUAACAGACAACUGCCGGUGGAAAGUAAACGCUACCAGACCAUGGAGAGGACCUGGAGGAAAAUCAUGCGCAAUGCAGAAGAGAAUAAACAGGUCAUUUCCUUGUGCCCAGAUCCUCGUCUCCUGGAAAGUCUUAGAGAAUGCAACAAACUGCUGGAACUGGUGCAAAAGGGACUCAGCGAAUAUUUGGAGACCAAGAGAGGAGCAUUUCCCAGGUUCUACUUCCUUUCUGACGAUGAACUCCUGGAAAUCCUCUCCCAGACCAAGGAUCCCACCGCCGUGCAGCCGCACUUACGCAAGUGCUUUGAGAACGUUGCACGGCUGUUGUUCCAGCCGGAUCUACAGAUCACUCACAUGUACUCCGCGGAGGGCGAGGAGGUGCAGCUGUGCAAAGCCAUCUACCCAACGGGCAAUGUGGAGGACUGGUUACUGGAGGUGGAGAAGGUCAUGAAGGCCAGUGUGCGAGAUUACAUAGAGAGAUCUAUAAAGGUCUAUCCGGAGACUCCUCGUUCAGAGUGGGUGAUGAACUGGCCGGGUCAGGUCACCAUAGCCGGAUGUCAGACAUUUUGGACUAAAGAAGUGUCUGAAGCCUUGGAGGCUGGAGAUCUGUCCACCAGGCUCUUUCCACAGCUGGAGGCUCAGCUCGGUGACCUUGUCGCUUUGGUCCGAGGUAAACUAUCUCGAAUGCAACGAUCCAUCCUCUCUGCCCUCAUUGUGAUUGAGGUCCACGCAAAAGACGUCGCCGCUCGCCUGGUCGAGGAAAAUGUCAACAGCGUCAAUGACUUUGAGUGGAUAUCCCAGCUCCGGUAUUACUGGAGCCGCGAUGACCUGUAUGUGAGAGCGGUCAAUGCUGAGUUCCUAUAUGGCUAUGAAUACCUUGGAAAUACAGGACGCCUGGUCAUAACGCCGCUGACGGACAGGUGCUAUUUGACACUCACUGGCGCCCUGCAUUUAAAGUUUGGGGGCGCCCCUGCUGGACCCGCUGGAACAGGGAAGACAGAGACCACAAAAGACCUGGGGAAAGCUCUCGCAAUCCAGACUGUUGUGUUCAACUGCUCCGACCAGCUGGACUUCAUGGCCAUGGGCAAGUUCUUCAAAGGUUUAGCCAGCUCCGGAGCCUGGGCUUGCUUUGACGAAUUCAAUCGGAUUGACAUUGAGGUGCUGUCUGUGGUGGCCCAGCAGAUCACCACGAUCCAGAAGGCUCAGCAGCAACGUGUGGACCGCUUCAUGUUUGAGGGGGUGGAGAUCCCGCUUGUGUCGACCUGCGCUGUUUUCAUUACCAUGAAUCCUGGAUACGCCGGCCGCACAGAAUUACCGGAUAACCUGAAGGCGCUCUUCCGUCCCGUGGCGAUGAUGGUGCCAGAUUACGCCAUGAUUGCGGAGAUCUCCUUAUAUUCAUUCGGAUUUAACAAUGCCAAGAUUUUAGCAAAGAAAAUAACGACAACUUUCAAGCUUUCGUCGGAGCAGCUGAGUUCUCAGGAUCACUAUGAUUUCGGAAUGAGAGCCGUAAAAACAGUCAUUUCUGCUGCUGGAAACUUGAAGAGAGAGAAUCCGACCAUGAAUGAGGAGCUAAUCUGCCUCAGAGCUAUCCGAGAUGUCAACGUGCCCAAGUUCCUGCAGGAUGACCUGAAGCUCUUCAGUGGGAUCGUGUCAGACCUUUUCCCAAGGAUUGAGGAGGAACCUAUUGAUUAUGGAAGCCUGGAGGAGGCAAUUCGUAACACCUGCUCCCAGAGAAACCUCAAGGAUGUGGAUGGAUUUGUAACCAAGUGCAUACAGCUCUAUGAGACCACCGUGGUACGACAUGGCCUGAUGCUUGUGGGACCUACUGGUUCAGGAAAGUCGGAGUGCUAUAAGGUCCUCGCAGCUGCUAUGUCAUCCCUGAAGGGUCUUCCUUCUGUCAGUGGAGGGACCUACGAGAACGUUCACUACUAUGUCUUAAAUCCCAAGUCCAUCACCAUGGGUCAGCUGUACGGAGAGUUUGAUCUUCUCACCCAUGAAUGGACGGACGGGAUCCUCUCAUCGCUCAUCCGAGGAGGCGCCUCAUCUUCAGAUCCAGACAAGAAGUGGUACAUGUUCGAUGGCCCCGUAGACGCCGUUUGGAUUGAGAACAUGAACACGGUGCUGGAUGACAAUAAGAAGCUGUGUCUGAGCUCGGGGGAGAUCAUAAAGCUGACCGAGGCCAUGACCAUGAUGUUCGAGGUCCAGGAUUUGGCCGUUGCUUCUCCGGCUACAGUUUCCCGCUGUGGCAUGGUGUACCUGGAACCCAGUAUUCUUGGACUCGGCCCAUUUACCGAAUGCUGGCUUCGUCAUAUCCCCCCCGUCAUGAAACCCUACGUGGAGCAGUUGGAGUCUUUGUUCUCACGGUUCCUGCAGGGUUCCAUCCAGUUUGUGCAUUGUACAGUGAAGGAAGUCAUCGCCUCCACCGCCAGUAACCUGGUGACGAGUCUCCUUAAGCUGCUCGAGUGUUUCUUUGAACCUUUUAUUCCAAGAGAGGGACUGAAGAAAAUCCCCCAAGAAAAGCUGGAUCGCAUCGGGGAGCUGGUGGAAAGCUGGUUCCUAUUCUCCCUGAUCUGGAGCGUGGGAAUCACCGGCGACUCUGAUGGCCGCGUGCUCUUCAACACGUUUUUGAGGGAAAAAAUGAUUUCUGAGAAGGUGACAGUGCUCUUCCCAGAAGAAGGCCUGGCCUAUGACUAUGUGCUGGAUGAUGCUGGCAUAAGCAACCUUGCGGAGGAUGACGAUGAGGACACGCGGAGGAAGGUGCGCUGGGUGAACUGGAUGGAGUCCUCCGCUCCUUUCUCCAUAGCUCCUGACACCAGCUAUGCCGACAUCAUCGUGCCCACUCUGGACACCAUACGAAUGUCUCAUCUCCUGGGGAUGCUGCUGGCCAACAAGAAGCCGGUUCUGUGUGUGGGUCCUACAGGUACAGGGAAGACCCUGACCAUCUCCGACAAGCUGCUGAAGAACAUGCCCCAGGAAUAUAUCAGCCACUUCCUUAUGUUCUCUGCAAGAACCUCGGCCAAUCAAACUCAGGACCUGAUCGACAGCAAACUAGACAAAAGGAGGAAGGGGGUGUUCGGACCACCCCUAGGGCGCUAUUUUAUCUUCUUCAUUGAUGACAUGAACAUGCCGGCCCUGGAAACAUACGGAGCACAGCCACCUAUCGAGCUCUUGAGACAGUGGAUGGACCAUGGAGGAUGGUAUGACCGCAAGCAGAUAGGAGUCUUCAAGAAAUUAGUGGACAUUAAUUUUCUGUGCGCCAUGGGACCCCCCGGAGGCGGCAGGAAUCCGGUGUCGCCUCGUCUCACACGUCACUUCAACUACUUGUGCUUUACGGAGAUGGGCGACAGCAGCAAGAAAAGGAUCUUCUCCUCCAUUCUGGGAAGCUGGAUGGCAGGGGCCCCGGCGAUUCAGCCCCUCACAGAGCAGCUGGUGGAGGCUACAAUCAGAAUGUACAAGACCAUCACAUCACAGCUGCUCCCCACCCCAGCAAAGUCUCACUACACGUUCAACCUCCGAGACCUGUCCAAGGUUUUCCAAGGAAUAUUGAUGGCUGAACCAGCUAAGAUCAAGGACAAGGUUUGUCUUCUGAAGCUUUGGUACCAUGAAUCGUGCCGGGUUUUCCAGGACCGGCUGGUGAACGAUGAAGACCGGAAAUGGUUUGAUGACCUCAUGAAGGGACAGAUGCAGGAAUUCGGAGCCGCCUUCGAGGAGGUGAUACCACAGCAGCCCGUACUGUACGGUGAUUUUGUGACCUCUGGAUCAGAUGCCAAAUCAUAUCAGCUGCUUGAAGACCGAGAAAUGCUCCUUCGUGUCAUGACGGAUUACAUGGAAGAUUAUAAUCAGAUCAACACAGCAAAGAUGAAGUUGGUCCUUUUCCUAGACGCCAUUCAACAUAUUUGCCGCAUCAGUCGGGUCCUGCGCCAACCGCUUGGCAACGCCCUGCUCUUAGGUGUUGGAGGAAGUGGAAGACAGUCCCUAACCAGACUAGCCAGCCACAUGGCAGAAUAUGAAUGUUUCCAGAUAGAAUUAUCAAAAAACUAUGGAAUCCCAGAAUGGAGAGAAGACCUUAAGGGAAUUUUGCUGAAAGCCGGGCUGCAGAAUACUCCCAUCACUUUUCUUUUCACUGACACCCAGAUUAAGAACGAGUCAUUCCUCGAAGACAUCAACAACAUCCUCAAUUCAGGAGACGUCCCCAACUUGUAUGGACCUGAGGAGCAGGAUCAGAUUGUCUCAGUCAUGAAACCAGUGGUGCAAGACAUGGGGCAACCGCCAACAAAAGCCAACCUAAUGGCGGCCUACACAAGACGAGUGAGGGGCAACAUCCACACAGUGCUGUGCAUGAGUCCGAUAGGUGAGGUGUUCCGCUCCAGGUUGCGGCAGUUCCCGUCCUUGGUGACUUGUUGCACCAUCGACUGGUUUGACGAGUGGCCAGCGGAAGCCUUACAGUCAGUAGCCUCUUCUUUCCUAAUGGAGAUCCCAGAGCUCGAGUCUCGAGAAUCAGUCGUCCAAGGCAUGAUCCAGAUGUGUGUGGAGAUGCACCAGUCGGUCGCGGUCAAGUCCAAGCAAUACUUGGCCGAGCUCUCACGACAUAAUUACAUCACACCCAAGAGUUACCUGGAGCUGCUGGGCAUAUAUUCCAGUCUGAUCGGUAAAAAACUGAUGGAGAUCAAGACGGCCAAGGAGAGGAUGAAGAGUGGGCUAGACAAGCUCCUUCACACCGCCGAGGAUGUUGCCAAGAUGCAAGAGGAAUUAGAGAUCAUGCGCCCAUUACUGGAGGAGGCGGCGCAGGACACGGUCACCACUAUGCAGAAAAUUGAGGAGGACACUGUAGUAGCUGAAGCCACCAGGACCAAUGUGCAGGUAGAAGAAACUAAGGCCACAGAGAAGGCGAGCAAAGCUCAGGAAAUUGCAGAUGAUGCCCAGAAGGACCUGGACGAGGCGCUGCCGGCUCUGGACGCGGCUCUCGCCAGUCUAAAGUCUCUUAAUAAGAAUGAUGUCACUGAGGUCAGGGCCAUGCAGCGUCCCCCAGUUGGUGUGAAACUUGUGAUUGAAGCCGUCUGCAUAAUGAAAGGCAUCAAACCAAAGAAAGUGGCUGGAGAAAAACCUGGAAGUAAAAUAGACGACUACUGGGAGCCGGGGAAGGGUCUGCUGCAAGACCCGGGCAAGUUCCUGGAGGGGUUAUUCAAAUUUGACAAGGAUAAUAUUCCAGAUGCUGUUAUAAAAGCCAUACAGCCCUACAUUGAUAAUGAGGAAUUUCAGCCGGCAGCCAUUGCCAGGGUCUCAAAGGCUUGUACCUCCAUCUGUCAGUGGGUUCGGGCCAUGCAUAAGUAUCACUUUGUGGCACAUGCCGUGGAACCCAAAAGACAAGCGCUGAAAGAAGCUCAGGAAGAUUUGGCAGUGACCCAGAAAAUCCUUGAUAAAGCCAAAGCUCGACUGAACGAAGUAGAAGAGGGAAUUGCAACUUUACAAGCAAAGUAUCGGGACUGUGUGUCCAAGAAGGAAGAGCUGGAACAGAAAUGUGACCAAUGUGAACAGAAACUGAUCCGCGCUGAUAAGUUGAUCACUGGCUUGGCUGACGAGCGUCAGCGCUGGCAAGAUACAGUCCUAAACCUGGAGAACCUGCUAGUCAACAUUACAGGAGAUCUGCUGCUCUGUGCUGGCUUCUUGGCCUAUUUAGGACCAUUCACGGGACAAUACCGGACAUCCCUGUUUGAGCAGUGGACCAAGAAGCUGAAGGAUCUGCAAGUACCUUGCACACAGGAGCCAUCCCUCAUAGGGACAUUGGGAGACCCCGUGAAGAUCCGCUCCUGGCAGAUUGCAGGACUUCCUAACGACACGCUGUCUGUGGAGAACGGAGUCAUAACCCAGUAUUCACAGCGCUGGUCUCAUUUCAUUGACCCGCAAGGCCAAGCCAACAGGUGGAUCAAAAACCUGGAGAAGGACAACGGCUUGGACGUGGUGAAGCUCAGUGACCGGGACUUUUUACGCAGUUUAGAAAACGCUAUCCGCUUUGGGAAGCCGUUUUUGCUGGAGAACGUAGGAGAGGAGCUGGAUCCUGCACUGGAACCUGUGCUGCUCAAGCAGACGUACAAGCAGCAGGGUAGCACUGUGCUACGCUUGGGUGAUGCCGUCAUUCCCUAUCACGAUGAUUUCAGGAUGUACAUCACAACCAAGCUGCCAAACCCUCAUUAUCCACCAGAAAUCUGCACCAAAGUCACGCUCAUCAACUUCACUCUCUCUCCCAGUGGCCUGGAGGAUCAACUCCUCGGACUAGUUGUGGCUGAAGAACGUCCAGAUUUGGAAGAAGCCAAGAACCAGUUAAUUCUAUCCAAUGCUAAAAUGCGUCAGGAGCUGAAGGAGAUCGAGGACCAGAUUCUCAUGCGCCUCAGCUCCUCACAAGGAAAUCCGGUGGAUGACGUGGAUUUGAUCAAAGUGCUGGAGGCCUCAAAGGUGAAAGCUGGAGAGAUCAAGGCAAAAGUUCAAGUUGCUGAGCAGACAGAAAGAGAUAUAGAUAUCACCCGGCACCAGUACGUCCCUGUGGCUGUAAGGACCCAGAUUCUGUUCUUCUGUGUCUCGGAUCUGUCCAACGUAGACCCCAUGUACCAGUACUCACUGGAGUGGUUCCUGGGUAUCUUCUCUGCGGCCAUUGCCAAUUCUGAGAGAGCAGAAUCUGUUGAGAAAAGAAUCGACAACAUCAACACCUACUUCACCUUCAGUCUCUACAGCAACGUCUGUCGGAGUCUCUUCGAAAAGCAUAAACUGAUGUUCUCAUUCCUGCUGUGCGUGCGGAUUCUCAUGGACAAAGGUCUCAUCGAUAUGGAAGAAUGGCGCUUCCUGCUGUCCGGCGGCACGGCCCCCACGCUGGCGGACAACCCCUGUGCCGAAUGGCUGACUGAGCGAGCGUGGAGAGAUGUCCAGGCCUUGAGCAUGCUGAGCAACUUCAGUAGCAUCAAAGAGGAAAUCAUUCAACACCAGGAGGAAUACAGACGGAUCUGCGACAGCUCCGAGCCGCAGCGGGAGCAGCUUCCUGGUGAAUUGGACCAGAAAUUAGAUUCCUUCCAAAAGCUGCUGAUUCUACGAUGUCUAAGAGGGGACAAAGUCACCAACGCCAUGCAGGACUACGUCUGCCAGCACCUGGGGCAAAGGUUCAUCGAACCUCAGACCGCAGACCUGGGAGCCGUAUACCGCGAGUCUUCACCUGUAACUCCGCUGAUCUUCAUCUUAUCGCCCGGCACCGACCCAGCCGCGGAUCUCUACAAAUUUGCUGAGGAGAUGAGGUUUUCCAAGAAGUUAACGGCUAUAUCUUUAGGUCAGGGACAGGGUCCUCGGGCUGAAGCCAUGAUGCGUAAUGCCAUGGAGCGCGGAAAGUGGGUGUUCUUCCAGAAUUGCCAUCUUGCCCCAAGCUGGAUGCCCUCAUUGGAAAGACUAAUAGAGAGCAUAGACCCAGAUAAGGUUCACCGGGACUUUAGGGUUUGGCUCACCAGCAUGCCCAGUAACCAGUUCCCAGUAUCCAUUCUGCAGAAUGGCUCUAAACUCACGAUUGAGCCUCCGAGGGGUGUGAAGGCAAACCUCUUGCGCACUUACCUGAGCCUGAGUGAUGCACAGCUUCAUGAAAGCAGGAAGGCUCCUGAAUUCAAGUCUUUGCUGCUGUCUCUCUGCCUUUUCCACGGGAGCCUACUGGAAAGGCGAAAGUUUGGACCGUUAGGGUUCAACAUUCCUUAUGAAUUCACGGACGGAGAUCUCAGAAUUUGCAUUUCUCAGCUGCGAAUGUUCCUGGAGGAAUAUGCAGACAUCCCCUAUAAGGUCCUGCGUUACACGGCUGGGGAGAUCAAUUAUGGUGGCCGCGUCACAGAUGACUGGGAUAGACGCUGCCUCCUGAACAUCCUGCAGGACUUUUACCAGCCUCCAGUCCUAGAAGAAGGUUACAAGUUCUCCGAGUCUGGAGUAUAUCAGCAGAUCAGUCCGGCCUACGACCUAAAUGGUUACCUGCAGUACAUCCGAUCUCUUCCUCUCAAUGAUUUGACAGAAUUGUUCGGACUCCAUGAAAACGCUAACAUCACUUUUGCUCAGAAUGAAAGCUUCGCCCUGUUAGGAUCUCUCGUGACCCUGCAGCCGCGCACACAGAGUACGGGAGGGAGUCGUGACGAGAUGGUGGAAGAAAUUGCAGAAGGGAUCUUGAAGAAGAUUCCACAGCUCAUCUCAGUGCAGGAUGUGAUGGCAAAGUACCCGGUCAUGUACCAGGAGUCCAUGAACACCGUGCUGAUACAAGAAGUUAUACGGUAUAACCGACUCCUCGGCAUCCUCUUCCAGACCCUGAGAGAUCUGCUAAAGGCAAUGAAAGGCCAGGUCGUCAUGUCCUCUCAGCUGGAGCUCAUGGCGAACAGUCUUUAUAACAACUCUGUGCCAGAACUGUGGAGAGCCAAGGCUUAUCCGUCCCUGAAGCCUCUGGCCUCCUGGGUCAUAGAUCUUCUACAGAGAAUCAACUUCCUUCAGAAGUGGAUCACGGACGGGAUCCCUUCUGUCUUCUGGAUCAGUGGACUGUUUUUCCCUCAGGCGUUCUUAACGGGAACUUUGCAAAAUUUUGCAAGAAAACACGUGAUUUCUAUAGACACAAUCUCCUUUGAUUUUAAGGUCCUCAGCGAGACUGUGGCGGAUCUGAAAGAGCGCCCCUCGGAGGGAUGUUAUAUACAUGGAUUGUAUCUGGAGGGAGCUUGCUGGGACAAGACUACUAUGCAGUUGUCAGAGUCGAGACCCAAAGAACUUUACACGGAGAUGGCUGUCAUCUGGCUCCUCCCUGUUGCAGAACGCAAGCCGCCCGUAUCGGGGACAUACCUGUGCCCCAUUUACAAGACACUGACAAGGGCAGGAACUCUCUCCACCACUGGACAUUCCACUAAUUACGUCAUUGCUGUGGAGCUUCCCAGCAGCAAGGCCCAGUCACACUGGAUAAAGCGUGGAGUGGCCCUAAUCUGUGCCCUGGAUUACUGAUGACGAUCCAAGGA